Acanthocheilonema viteae is the source of this 844-nucleotide messenger RNA. NCBI's taxonomy places the organism in Eukaryota, Metazoa, Nematoda, Chromadorea, Rhabditida, Onchocercidae. The record is from the annotation of a GenBank genome assembly.
GAUGAGUUUAACAGUACAACAAAUAGCAUUGUAUACAGUUUGCAUUCCUGUAAUUUUUGCUCUGUGUAUUUUGGCAGCUUUUUGUAAUAUAUUGGUAUUGUUAACACGAAUUAAAAUUAAAAAUCGAAGUGGAGCCUUGGAAUUAACAUUUUCCUUGGCCGUAUCAGAUAUUUGGACAUCAAUCGUUGUUGUUGCAUCAUUAUUUCUCAAUUCAUAUAUGCCUGUUGUUUUGGGUAUAAAUUACUCAUCCGUAUGUUUCUCACUUACUUUAGAGGCAUUUCGAACAGGUGGCCUAUUAACCGGUCUUCUUCACUUAGCCACAUUAGCAGUUUAUCAUUUGCUAUCUAUCACACAUCCAUUCGAUCAUGCUAAAUUAUUAAAUAAGCAUAAAACUCGAUUGAUCGUCAUUCUAAUUUGGUUUUUACCACCAUCAAUUCUUUUGAUGUAUUUUUCCGCUUGGCCUAAUCAAGGAUAUCGGAUUAAAGAUUGUUCGGUUGUCGAAUUUUAUGAUAUGCUUUAUUUUCGAAUGAUAAUUUCAAUUCUGAUUGUUGCACUUAUGUUAUGUACCGGACUGAUGUAUUGGAUGUUGCUUGAGAAGCUAAAUGAAUCUUUUGCAAAAUCUACCACAACAAUACGUAAACGCCGUAUAGUAACGGCGUCAGGCCUUAUUUUCGGAACAUUCGUCAUAGGAUGGUUACCGGCAUCGUUACUUUAUAUACUUACUGCGCGAGGUAUGCCACUUCAUCAUGUCAAAAGUAUUUGGUUGAAUAUAUUUGCUCUAACGACAUUAAUUUUAAUUAUGAUUAAAUCGAUCACCAAUCCUAUCAUUUAUGCAACGAGGUGA